Messenger RNA from Eimeria mitis, 567 nucleotides. RefSeq names its product SAG family member. Bases 1 to 567 code for a protein of 188 amino acids. The record is from RefSeq and is a predicted model, not a curated record. Lineage: Eukaryota; Apicomplexa; Conoidasida; Eucoccidiorida; Eimeriidae. The transcript is spliced from 3 exons.
AUGGCGCCUCUCAAUCUGCUCACAGUCGUCAGUGCCUCGUUCCUCGUCCUGGCCAAAGCAUCGGCAGAACAAAAAACUUCAAGAACAGGGGCUACAGCACAGUUCCAGAGCGGCACAUACGCAUACCAUCCCGUUGAGAAUCCAGAUAACGUCGACUGCAAGGCCGUUGUGGAUAAGUGGAAGGGCGCCUACAGCAACUUUGAUGGAUUGCCUCCGGCUAACAAGGAAGAAGAGGAUCUUUACGACAAUCAGGAGAACGUGUCUUUCGUGGCCCUGUACAACCCUACAGAGAAAGCUACUGCAGACUGCCGUGUCGUCACCUGCACUAAAACGACCCAGGGAGCGGAAGCGGGCGGCGGAGGAGGCCGCGCGGAACAAAACACUGAAACAAAAGCCUCGGCUUUGAUUUGCAUGACUGUGCCGGAUGUACUUGCCGAGGGAGGCGAUGCCCCUUUCACAGAGGAUCAAUGGGGACAGAUCGUGACCGCUCUUGAAGGCUCUGCGUCGGCGGUUGCACCUGGUGUGGUCGGUCUUGCAUUAGCUAUCCUUGGCCUCAGCUUGCUGUGA